Messenger RNA from Cercocebus atys (sooty mangabey), 2143 nucleotides. RefSeq names its product Fc receptor-like 6 (gene FCRL6). Gene Ontology annotation, biological process: cell surface receptor signaling pathway. The record is from RefSeq and is a predicted model, not a curated record. The transcript is spliced from 11 exons. Gene Ontology annotation, molecular function: transmembrane signaling receptor activity. Bases 341 to 1675 code for a protein of 444 amino acids. Lineage: Eukaryota; Metazoa; Chordata; Mammalia; Primates; Cercopithecidae.
GCAGCCAGCUCAGCUCAGCUCAGAGAGCUGGUUUCACCAAUACCUCUGAAGGCGCAACAGCAUCUCACUCUGCAAGGGAAGUGUGAAAGGUCAGAUGCAGUUCACGCUCUCAUGCUGCUAGAACCCAGUGAAAGCAGAAGUUGCCAGGGCAGAGGAGUCAACCAUUCUGUGUGCAAACCACCGUAGGUGUUUGCAAGCUAGACCACUUGCGGUUAUCCCCUCUCUCUCCUGCCCCAGCUGCUGCCCUGCAGGGCCUCCACACAAUCACAGGACCUGCAGCUGAACGAAGCUGGAGACAACUCAGGAGAUCUGUUGGAAAGAGAAUGAUAGAGGAAAAUGUAUGAAUGUUGCCAUCUUUAGGACAGGCCCCAUGCUGCUCUGGAUGGCUGUGCUGCUCUUUGUUCCCUGUGUUGGGAAAACUGCCUGGCUGUACCUCCAAGCCUGGCCAAACCCUGUGUUUGAAGGAGAUGCCCUGACUCUGCAGUGUCAGGGGUGGAAGAAUAUACCACUGUCUCAGGUGAAGUUCUACAGAGAUGGAAAAUUCCUUCAUUUCUCUAAGGAGAGCCAGACUCUGUCCAUGGGAGCAGCAACAGUGCAGAGCCGUGGCCAGUACAGCUGCACUGGGCAGGUGAUGUAUAUUCCACAGAUAUUCACACCAACUUCAGAGACUGCCAUGGUUCAAGUCCAAGAGCUGUUCCCACCUCCUGUGCUGAGUGCUGCCCCCUCUCCUGAGCCCCGAGAGGGUAGCCUGGUGACCCUGAGAUGUCAGACAAAGCUGCAUCCCCUGAGGUCAGCCUUGAGGCUCCUUUUCUCCUUCUACAAGGACAGCCACACCUUGCAGGACAGGGGCCCUCACCCAGAACUCUGCGUCCCAGGAGUCAAGGAGGGAGACUCUGGGCUUUACUGGUGUGAGGUGGCCACCGAGGGUGGCCAGGUCCAGAAGCAGAGCCCCCAGCUGGAGGUCAGAGUGCAGGCUCCUGUGUCCCGUCCUGUGCUCACUCUGCACCACGGACCCACUGACCCUGCUGUGGGGGACAUGGUGCAGCUCCUCUGUGAGGCCCAGAGGGGCUCCCCUCCAGUCCUGUACUUGUUCUACCUUGAUGAGAAGAUUGUGGGGAACCACUCAGCUCCCUGUGGUGGAAACGCCUCCCUCCUCUUCCCAGUGAAGUCAGAGCAGGAUGCUGGGAACUACUCCUGCGAGGCUGAGAACGGUGUCUCCAGAGAGAGGAGUGAGCCCAAGAAGCUCUUUCUGAAGGGUUCUCAAGUCUUGUCCACUCCCACCAGCAGCAACUGGCUGGUUCCUUGGCUGCCUGCGAGCCUGCUUGGCAUGAUGGUCAUUGCUGCUGCACUUCUGGUUUAUUUGAGACCCUGCGGAAAAGCUGGGCCCCUUCCAUCCCAGAUACCUCCCCCAGCUCCAGGUGGAGAGCAGUGCCCACUAUAUGCCAAUGUGCAUCACCAGAAAGAGAAAGAUGAAGGUGUUGUCUACUCUGUGGUGCAUAGAACCUCAAAGAGGAGUGAAGCCAGGCCUGCUGAGUUUGCCGCGGAGAGAAAGGACAGUUCUACCAUCUAUGCAGAGGUGAGAUGCCUGCAGCCCAGUGAGGUUUCAUCCAAGGAGGUGAAUAUAAGAAACACCCUCCAAGAAUCCCUUGGUGACUGUGAGGAAGUUCUCUGCUAGUGACGGUGUUCUCCUAUCAACACACGCCCACCCCCAGUCUCCAGUGCUCCUCAGGGGGACAGCGGGCUCCUCGACUCUUUCUGGGGCUCCUUCAAUUCCCAAACCCAGCAUCACAGAGCCCCUGAGCCCUUGUCCUGGUCAGGAGCACCUGAAUCCUGGGUUCCCCUCUUAGCAGAAGACCAACCAAUGGAAUGGGAGGGGAGAUACCCCCACCAACACACACACUUAGGGUCAGUCAGUGACACUGGACACAGAAGCCACAGAAAUUUUAUUUCCAUACAAGCAUGUUACCUCCCCCCGAUAUAUAUAUAUCUCAUCCUUCAGGAAGUAUCCAGAAGGAGGCCUUGUUAUCAUAGGAGAUGACAGCUCCAUGUGUGUUGUUGUCCCCGAAGACCUUCCAGUGAGACAAGAUGAUGUGGUGGAAGACAGUAAUAUUGAUGAUCCGGACCCUAUGUAGACCUAGGUUAA